Molecule: messenger RNA, 981 nt
Organism: Anopheles marshallii
Lineage: Eukaryota; Metazoa; Arthropoda; Insecta; Diptera; Culicidae
Product: zinc finger protein 37-like
Exons: 3
Coding region: 1-981 (326 amino acids)
Biological process (GO): regulation of transcription by RNA polymerase II
Cellular component (GO): nucleus
Molecular function (GO): DNA-binding transcription factor activity; zinc ion binding; RNA polymerase II cis-regulatory region sequence-specific DNA binding
Source: RefSeq, a predicted model, not a curated record
AUGGCUAACGCUUUGCGGGAAUUAUCGGAUAUUUGUAGAUUUUGCCUGUGCCAAAACGAGAGAUUGCUCCUACCGAUUGCGAAAACACUAGAUAAACUGUUAACAGUCGAAGAUAUUGAGCGGUUUUCAGGAAUUCAGUUGGCCACCACUUCGUACGCAAUGUGUCUUGAAUGUAUAAACAAGCUGAAAAUGUCGGCCGAAUUUCGAAUCCUUUGUAUAAGCAAUGAUUCCCGCUUUCAAAUGUUACGCAGUAUGCUGGUGGAAAGUGUUGAAAGAACAAAGAAUGAAGCAAUUGAAUGUUUAGAUGUAUCAGAUGAUGAUAUAGAUAUGCUGAAAUUCGAAUGCUUCGAAGAAAAUGACACGGAAUACAGCUAUGACGGGUCAGCUUCUACCAAAACCAUGAACCAAGAAAACUCGUAUGCAGAAAAGCAUACUGCACGCCAUAAAAAAAGCUUCAACACAGCCCACAACGAAAGUACCUCAACGAAGGACUAUUCCGCGAAUUACAUCGAACCUGGUGUAGCAUUAGUCUCGGAUGAAGAGGAUAUCAACCCAAAGGAUUUGAUAUACACCCCGUUAAAUCCAACUUAUCCACAAGUGAAUCCGCUUGUACGUGAGCGUGGAAAGCGGAAACUGCAUCUGUGCAACAUAUGUGGUAUUUUCGUCAAGCACAUCCCGAAACACAUUAUCAAUCAUGAUGAUGAUAUCGCGGAAGCAUGUCCUCAUUGUCCCGUGAAAAUGAAACAAAAAGCUAACUUAGUGGCACACAUCAGAACAGUACACCUAAAAACGAUUGGAAAAACGUGUGAAAUAUGCGGCAAAGGCUUUGUGCAUCACAAAACUUACCGCUAUCAUAUGAUAUCUCACCAGGACGAAGGAGAAAUAUUCGAAUGCAAGGCAUGUUCAAAAACAUUCAGUCAUUCGAAUGCCUUAAAGGAUCACUUUAACAGGCUUCAUAAUAUUGCGAGAAAACAAAAAUGA